This is a messenger RNA of Trametes versicolor FP-101664 SS1, 2421 nucleotides long. RefSeq lists its product as uncharacterized. The record is from RefSeq and is a predicted model, not a curated record. Gene Ontology annotation, cellular component: post-mRNA release spliceosomal complex. The coding region runs from base 1 to 2421 and encodes 806 amino acids. Lineage: Eukaryota; Fungi; Basidiomycota; Agaricomycetes; Polyporales; Polyporaceae. The transcript has 9 exons. Gene Ontology annotation, biological process: mRNA splicing, via spliceosome.
AUGGCUGGUGAGGAUACGAAGCGUGCCUCGAAGCACAAACAUCGCCACGACUCGGACGACCGCGAACACAAGAGCAAGCGCAGGCACCGCGACAAGGCCGACAAGGAGAGCAGUAGGAAGCGGUCGCGCAAGGACGAUGGCAGCCACCUGCACAUUGUGGACGAUGACGCGAACGACGAGGACAUGUGGGUGGAGAAGAACAUAGACAUGGAUGGCGAAAAGCCCAUUGCGGCGGACAUACCAAGUGUGAAGGACCUGAAGCUUACGAGCCGUGCGGAGGAGCGUGUCGGCGACCCGCCCCUUCCCCCGCCUUUGCGCACGGAGACGGUGCUGAAGAGGGAUGACUGGAUGCUACUGGACCCCACAACACCUCCGGUAUCAGAAGCCAGGUCGUCGCGCCCCGUAGGUUCUAAUGACGAAGACAUGGCGGACGGUUAUGGGGAGCCCUCCCAGAACGCGCGGACCACGAGCGGUGCAGUGGACUUCUUCGCGAGUUUGGGGACGGACGUGGUGAAGAAGAAGAAACCAGAGCCGGACCGUCCUAACCCUGACCAGUCAUUUAUCAGCCACUUGGAGCUCAACACCGCUCUCAAGGAGGGCAAGAGCGUGGACGACAUUCCUGACGCUGCGCCCAAGGCUGUCGUUGCCGGCGGCCCCGGCUCGCAAUGGCGCAUGAUGAAGCUGAGACGGGUUUAUGAGACCGCCGAAGAAGAGGGCAAGCCCGUCCAAGAGGUCGCCAUUGAUCGCUUUGGCACGCUCGAGGCAUUCGAGGAGGCGCAGGAGGAGCGACGCAUACUCGACGAGCGCGAGGGUCGACGAGCAUCCCGUGGAGGAGAGCGCAGAGGGAAGGGAAAGGAGCGCGAAGGAGAGCGGCGACUCAUGUUUAACGAUUUCACUCCUAGUGGGGGGACGAGCCGUAGCUCAUCCUUCCGCCGGCCAGACUUCGACCGGAGCGGACCACCCACACCAGGGGCAGGGGACGCAAAACGACUUGAACCGUCGCGGUUAGGCCAAACCACCGGCCCUCGUCUUGCGCAGUCACGCGCACCGAUUCCGUCUACUGUCACCCCGACGCUGACGGCGACCGGGAGCAGGAAACGUGCGCUAUCACCCUCUUCGCUGAACAAGCUGCAAGCGAAAGUCCUCCGCGCGAAGCUGGUCGGUGCUCCCAAUGCGGAAGCAUUGGAGAAAGAGUACGAUCAGGAGUUGGCGCGUGCUCAUGGCGGAGAUGAGGGCGACGACAAUGUCAGGACGCGUGUUGAAGUCCUACCCACCUUGAAUAUCCACGGCGAGCUGUACGAUGUGGGACAAGGGGGCAAUGAUGCGCCGCCUCCCCCAGGUAAUCGUAGGCCUAAACUCAAGGUACGCAACUGUCGUCCGCCGAGUAUGUACGUCGAACAGCGAGAUCCCAAGACUGGCGAGAUGGUUAGAGUCGAUGCUGACGACGACGACAUCACCCUUGGGGAGAUGCUGCGACAAGAGAAGUUCGGCGCUGGUAUGGCUGACCAGAAGAAUCUCGAUGCGGAGUUCGCGCGUGCCGUCAUGACAGACAGCGGAUUCCAGAACAACUUGGACUACAUCGACGACAACGCCGACAAGCUCGCGAGGAAGAAGAUACGGGCAGACGCCAUGAAACGGCAGUUCGCCGUGAAUGAUUACAAGAAGACGAUGAAGGUCCUCGCGUCAUGCCCAUUCUGCUAUGGAGACGACGACUCGCUACCGAAGGCACCCAUCGUCGCGAUGGGCACGCGCGCUUACCUCUCAUGCACGCUCAGCGAGGAGUUGGUGGAGGGCCACUGCAUCAUCGUUCCUAUAGCGCACCAUUUGUCUACCUUGGAAGGUGAUGACGACAUGUGGGAUGAAGUGAAGAACUUCAUGAAGUGCCUCAUGCGCAUGUUUGCCGAAGACGACAAGGGCGUUGUCUUCUACGAGACUGUCCUUACGAUCAAGGCGCAGAAGCACACAGUCAUCGAGUGCGUGCCUGUCCCUUGGGAGCAGUUCGAGUUGAUCCCCGGGUAUUUUAAGGAAUCGAUCUUGAUGUCCGAAACCGAGUGGUCACAACAUAAGAAGCUCAUCGACUUCUCGGCGCGACCAGGAGGGUUCCGACGCGCCAUGGUUCCGAAUCUACCCUACUUCAUGGUGCAGUUCGACUACAAGGGCGAGAAGGGUUACGGGCACGUUAUCGAAGGAACAAGCGAAGCGUCGGGCAAUGGGGAGGAAGACGUCGAUGACGGUGAGAAGGGUGGGGGAGAGUUUCCUCGAUGGUUUGCGGCGGAGAUCAUUGGCAAUGUGCUAGACAUCGAGCCGCGUCGGUGGCGGAGACCGCACCGGAUCGACCUUUGGCAAAACAAGGAUAGGGUGAAGAAAUUCAAGGCCAAAUACGACAAGUUCGAUUGGACAGGUAUGAUCGAAAGGUCGUGA